Messenger RNA from Fimicolochytrium jonesii, 1157 nucleotides. RefSeq lists its product as uncharacterized. Lineage: Eukaryota; Fungi; Chytridiomycota; Chytridiomycetes; Spizellomycetales; Powellomycetaceae. The transcript has 2 exons. The record is from RefSeq and is a predicted model, not a curated record. The coding region runs from base 190 to 1023 and encodes 277 amino acids. Gene Ontology annotation, cellular component: plasma membrane.
CUUUCGCAGAGGCUUUCAAGGGCUUCACAUUCAGGAACAGACGACUUGCCAACGACUCCGAGUCCCAGAGACCUCAGGCCACAUAAACCCGUCCAGCAUCCCGCCUCCCAGCCCCAAGCCUGGUGGCCCCAAGCAACGCUUUCUCAACACCCAACAGCGUGUCCGUAUCCCCCCUUACCGCGACACAAAAUGGAACCUCCAACUUCCCGCCUGCGUCCACCAACAACAUCAGCCAACCCCUUCGGCGCAGGAGUACGCAGACCCAUCCCUUCCCACUCCGGUCCCAACGUCCAAGACGACGACGAGGAAGGCGAUGAAGUCGCUCAACUCGUAGCCCUGUCCAAAAGGACCCUGGAGGUGCAGGAGGAGAGCGCGGCGUCGACCGCAAGGGCAUUGCAGACCGCGUUGCAGGCCCAGAGUGUUGGGGAUGAAAGUUUGGUGUUGGUCCAUGCUCAGGGUGAACAAUUACAGUCCAUCCUCAAUAAAACAGACGAAACAUCCCACGGCAUCAAAGUCGCAAAAGCCCGCACGAACUUCCUCGACAAACUCUCCGACUCCUUCCUCAAACCCGUCUUUGGAUCCGAGAAGCAAAUCAAACCUUUCACGCCAUCCAGCAACACAUCUUCAAAUACCCCACCAUUAGGCCCGACAGGCCAGCCCUUGUGGGGAAAACGAGGCAGCAGCCUCGCCCCAGACUCAUAUCUUUCCCCCAACUCAAACGCCAUCUCUGCCAGCGCUGAACCAAACAUCAACCGCAACAGCAGUGUAAUCAUUCCCAACGCCCUGGGUGACUGGGCAUCGACAGAAGACCGCGCCCAAUCCAAUGUAUACGAACAGCAGAUCGACGAUAAUUUGAGCCAGAUUGGAAACGUCGUACGCGGGCUGAAGGAGCGGGCGCUGGCAGUGGGAGAGGAGGUGGGGCGGCAUGGGGAGAUAAUAAGGAAGACCGAGGACAGUGUUAGCGCGCAGACGGAAACGCUUAGAGGGGUUAAUCGGAAGCUGGGGAAGAUUUUGAAUAAAUGAGCGUUGAUGUGGAACGAGCGAAAGGAGGGGCAUUCGUGGUGUAGAUAGUGUACAUAUAUAGCGUAGCAUACCAUCUGGCAUUUUCAAUUAUUAGUGCUUUCGUAAGAAUAUGGACCCAGGAGCGAGUUGCCAGG